Malus domestica (apple) is the source of this 2326-nucleotide messenger RNA. RefSeq lists its product as uncharacterized. NCBI's taxonomy places the organism in Eukaryota, Viridiplantae, Streptophyta, Magnoliopsida, Rosales, Rosaceae. The record is from RefSeq and is a predicted model, not a curated record.
AAUCUGGCUUUUAGACCAGAUUUGGAGAUGAUUUUAGGAGAUUACCACCGUAUCACGAGUGAUGAGAGUUGAACAUAAAGUGGUGGGAAGUAGGGCGAUCUAGUCACUCUGUGCCCCUCAUCACUCAACCGCCCUAUUCCACCACACGCAUCGACAGCCACCAACCCUGAAAGUGGCGAUGGAAAUCCCGAUGGAUGUGAUAAAGCAGGUGCAGAUCUCGCUUCGGAAAGAAGCGAACAUGUCGUCCUACGACCCAGACGACACGCCGUUGCCCAAUCUGCCUUCGGUCGAAGAAACCCUGGCGGAGUUGGAUCCAUCGCCGCCGUACCUGAGGUGCAAGCAUUGCAAAGGGCGGCUGCUGAGGGGCGUUCAGACGCUAACCUGCGUCUUCUGCGGCAGAGAACUCUGCAAGGACCUCCCUCCUGACCCCAUCAAUUUCCGGGAUACUUUUGGGUACCGGUGGCUGCUCCAGUCCCUGAGCUUAAGUGGAUCGGAGAUAGUGGAUUUACCUAUUGGAACAAAUGAAUUAAACAGAGGACAGACUGCACGGAAGGAUGAGUUAAGUCUGUCUGAUCUCUUAAAUCUUGAAAUAAAGUGGACCUCUAGGCCAGAGAAAAUUGAGACUGAUCUCUCAAAUGAGACCCCCAAUCUGCCCAAAUUACCAGAUUUGGCUGGAGUCAAUCUUGACAACUUUUUCUUUGAAGGAAACAAAGAUGAUGCUUCAAGUAGUUCUGAAGAGCUGUUUGGGUCUAACACACAGAUUGUCAGUAAAGAGAGUUUCCAAGGUCAUGAAACUCUUAGUUUGUUUGAGAAUGUAAAGCCUUUUGAGACAGUUGUGCAGACUACUGAAGGAGAGAGUGGCGAUUCUGGUUGGGCGGCAAGUUUUCAGUUUGCUGUUUCUGAAUCGCUUCCUCAAGCUUCUGGAAACCUUCCUCAAGCUUCUGAAACCCUUCCUCGAGCUUCUGAAAACCUUCCUCAAGCUUCUGAAAAACUUCCUCAAGCUUCUGAAAAACUUCCUCAAGCUUCUGAAAACCUUCCUCAAGCUUCUGAAACCCUUCCUCAAGCUUCUGAAAGCUUUCCCCAAGAAUCAAAAUCCCUUGACCCCUUUGUGGGUUCCACGGUGGAUCUUUCUACCCACAUAGACACAGUAUUUGGGUCUGUAGUGGACUCAACGAAUGAAAAAUCAAACCAUAGUUUGACUGGGUCUACAUCCAUGUCGACCGACUGGUUUCAAGAUGAUCUGUUGGGCGUUUCCAACUCUGGGUUUUCUGGAGGGCCCGAACAGUUCGAAACGCUUGCGGAGGUGAAGGGUGGUGUCCAAGAUAACCAAUUGCAGACCACUAGCAGCAAGGCUUCUGAUAAUAAGACUACAGAUAAAGAUGAUGAUUCAUUUGAUGCUUGGAAUGAUUUCACAAGCUUGAGUAGUGCACCAAAUCUUGUGGAUAGCUCUGUAAAACAAAAUGGUGUUGAUUGGGUUCAAGACAACCAAUUGCAGACCACUAGCAGCAAGGCUCCUGAUAAUAAGACCACCGAUGAGGAUGAUGAUCCAUUUGAUGCUUGGAAUGAUUUUGCAAGCUCGAGUAAUGCACCAAAUGUUGUGGAUAGUUCUGUAAAACAAAGUGGUGUUGAUUGGGUUCAAGACAACCAAUUGCAGACCACUGUCAACAAGGCUGCUGAUAAUAAGACUACUGAUCCGGAUGACGAUUCAUUCGACGCUUGGAAUGAUUUUACUAGCUCAAAUAAUGCAUCAAAUCUUGCAGAUAGUUCUGUAAAACAAAGUAAUAAUCAGACAACACCUGUUGAUCACACUUCAGAAGUAAAUUUGUUCGGCGCAGCUAGCAACUCUGGUGACUUGGAUUUUGGUAGCUUUUUGCAACCAGAUUUAUCGGCAGGAGCAUUUAACAGCUCCAGCGGUUCAACUGUAGUGGAUGGAGCGCAGCCAGAGCCUUCUGUAUUAGACAGGUUGGCUGAUGCAAGCACAAACAAGGGAAAAAAAUCUGAAGAUGUGGCGGGGGGCGGAGAUGUUUCCAGUGCAAGAGCAGGAUCAAAAUCUGACGAUGUGGAGAGAAUACUGUCACAGAUGCAUGAUCUCUCGUUCAUGCUCGAAAGCACUCUUUCAAUGCCUCCCAAGCAAGACGAAUUACAUCCCCCUUCUAAAGAUUGAGACGGAAUUCGUUUAUGAGGUUCUACAUGAUGGAUGUUCAUAUAAUUCUACUUCUGUUUGUUCCCAAUUUUGUAUUUUAUUAUUUAUAAUAUCGUGUAGAAAUGGCAUUCGUGACGUGUUUAUCGUGUUCGUGUUGUUUUUAUAUCAUACCCGAUAGCUUAA